Molecule: messenger RNA, 3951 nt
Organism: Spirometra erinaceieuropaei
Lineage: Eukaryota; Metazoa; Platyhelminthes; Cestoda; Diphyllobothriidea; Diphyllobothriidae
Source: the annotation of a GenBank genome assembly
AUGGAACACCGCGUCGGCGCCGUCGUGACGAGGCUCUGUCUGACACACCGCUGGUCAGCCGGUUGGUGGUGGAACGUCGCAUCGGCAUCGUCUAGACGAGGCUCCGCCUGGUACGCCGUUGAUCAGCCGGUGGGAUGGAUCUCCGAAUUGGCACCGUCGACACGCGCCCAUCUGGUGCACCGUAGGAGACCGCAGGCUUGCGGCAAUGCCGUAAGCCAUUGGCAAAUUCGAGUCGUUCUUCCACUGCCAAAAAAACUCGUGGCCCACAGUGGAGUUCGGCCGCGCCGGCACAUCAAGCAGCCCCUAUUCAGGGGUCAGGGCACUGCUUCCUUCGGGGGGGCCUGGAAAAGCUGGCCUAAAAAUUGCUGGGGAACCACGUCGUCUGCUGGCGCACCGUGGUCGCAGACGCAAAACUCACGGUCGAAACAAUCAAACCCGAAACAACAACAACAACCAUACUCAUUCUCCUCAUCCUACCUCUUCUACCUCUACCUCCGUCUAUUCUUCUGCCUAUUCUUCUCCUUCGUCAUCUUCUUCUCCACCUCCUUCCCAUCGCCCCACUCGUUUUCCCCAGACUGGCAGGGUGAGCCCGCUCACUCUGGCAGCCUGGAAUGUUCGUUCCCUUUUAGACAAUCCGAGGAGCAACCGUCCGGAACGGAGGACGGCGCUAGUGGCACGAGAACUGGCGCGCUACAAGGUGGACAUCGCCGCACUCAGCGAGACCCGAUUCUCCGAACAAGGCCAACUGGAGGAGGUGGGUGCCGGUUACACCUUCUUCUGGAGUGGCCGACCCAGGGCAGAGCGACGAGACGCGGGCGUCGCCUUCGCCAUCCGGACCGACAUCGUGGGACGACUGCCCUGUUUGCCGCAGGGCAUCAACGAUCGCCUGAUGAGCCUCCGCCUGCCUCUCUGGGGAGGCAAAUUCGCCACCAUCAUCAGCGCCUACGCUCCGACGAUGACCAACCCCGACGCCGUCAGAGACAAAUUCUACGAGGACCUGCACGCCCUCUUGGCGACUGUGUCGAAGGCGGACAAGUUGAUUGUCCUUGGUGACUUCAACGCCCGCGUCGGCACAGACCAUACUGCCUGGAGGGGAGUGCUGGGUCCUCACGGUCUCCGCGGCUCCAACGACAACGGCCUGCUUNUAGAAGGCAGAAAUAAGCGCACAGUCACGUGGGCUAAGUCAAGACCUGGGAGUGGCUGGCACAGAGGUGUGAGUACGGCAUCGAGGAUUUAGCCGUCCUCCAACCCAGUUCCCCUCGAUUUCUCCCUUCCCGGUUUCAUCACCUACAACAGAGCAAGAAGACUGAAAGUUUCGACAGGGCCUCCCAGCCCCUGGGGAACGGACGGUGAGAGUUUCGAAGAGCCGGCUUUUCCCGUUCGUAUGUUUUGAAGUGCAAGUGUGCAAAGUUACCGACAACGAUUUCGCGACCUGUCCGCGCAGCAAACUAAACUGGUCAUUCGCCGACAUCUCAGCCCCCCUCCCCCCCCCCCUCUUCGUCUAUGGCAUUUGGCGAAUAGUUCUUCGCAGCCAUACGACGUCUGAGGGGCCGUACGUGCACAUCCUUGCGGCGCCAAGCGUUGGCAAAGGUUUCACAGUAAUUCCCCUGCGGCCAGAUGUGACACAAGCACUAGCACACAUGCACGCACUCGGACAGGCACAGAUGCAUGGAGAUAGACCCUGUCGGUAACGGUUUUCCCCGCAUCCUCGUUUCCUUCAUGAAUCAUCGUGCCACGUGCCCUGGAAAAGUUUGCAAAUCUAUGCUGUGGCGAUUAAGGUUUCCGAUGCUGACGGACCUCUUUGACAAUUUGCGGGACGAACUACUUAAUCGCUUUUGAGCUCUCCGCGAGCAAACGCUGUACGUGUAUGCGUACACUAAACGCAGGAGCAAAAGUUGGUCUAUCCUGACUCGGAAAUGGUCUUGUAUCGUAAGGCAUGAGCGUUUAUUACCACUCAUGUCAAGCUUUGUUCCGGACAAGCCAGAAUCGAAUUUGACCAGUCGAACGGAAAGCCCGCAAAGGAACCUUAAAAUGGGGACAAGUGGCAGUAGGAUCCCGGUAUAAAGGGACUCUUAUAUUGAACAAAACAGCUAAAUAUGGGCAGGUUAGACAACGAUCUGUCCGAGGCAUAUAAUGAAAAUAUGGCUGACAUUAAACCAGCACACUGAUUCCGCACAUUACUGGCUCUAACUAGGAAAGAAGAUUAUGUCACGCGCAUGCCGUUCUUAUGGCUCCUUCCACAGACAGCAGCUAGAUAUUCAAAAGGCAACUUCUUCAAGCAAUAUCCUAUGCUCGAGGAAACUUUUAAAAGAUUCGUUGCUACCCGCCUUUAUGCAGAGCAGCCUAUGGUCUAAGGCAACUCAGUUAGCUUCAGUCUUGCCACGGCUUACCGAAAUAUCUGGGGCGUUGUGACGCGUCCACAGGGACUCAACGAAUCAAUAUCUUUAUCGCCUUGUUGCCUGAAUGCGACUGCCAAGAGUUAUUAGAUACAAAAUUAUGCAUAUAUGGGAGGGGGGAAGGCGAGAGAAGUUAUAGUUCAUACAUUGUAUUUUAUGCUGCCAAUUAUUGCUUAGUAUCGAGUACCCUAGACCAACCGAGUAGAAUGUAAAGCCAGCUUGCAUCACGAUUAAGCACUAACACGGGCAGCAUUUGUGCGUAGCUGCUGCUCUAGGCUUGAAACCCUAUAGCUCAUGUUGCCACAACCCUUUCACCUAAAGACCGGAUGGGCAAUAACACAGUGCGAAACCUAUGCAACAUGGGAAUAUCCAUAUGCCCUCUAAUAGGAAGCACAAAAAUAGCAAAUCUAACGGUCGGAUAUGUUCCUCGAUAAACCGUGGUUAUGAAUUCGCUAGAUGCGCUGUUUUCAGCGAGUACACCUGUGCGUGCGUCUGUGCUCGAACACAGGCAUACAAAUGCAUCUAUGCCCUAAAGGUGGACAGAAAUAAAUCUGCAACCUCAUUCAAGUUGUGCGCAGUUUCGUAGGUAACGUGACCUGAAGGCCUAAGGCCUAAUUGAAAAAAAGAGAGAGCACUGAACUGCUGACUGUGUCAUAGGACGAGAACGGUUCAUAAUACGCAGUCACCAAGGGCUGCGGUCACGAAUAUGCGAAGCACGCAGACAUGUCCUUUGUCUCUGUAAGAGUGAAAACACAGGAAUGUAAAAUUUAGCACGCCUAAGGCGAGUAGACAAUUUUUACUUGCAUAUUCAGUAGUCCGAGAUAAGUAAAUUCAGGAGACUAAUUGAGAACGCGUAAAGGGGUGAUCAGCCGCGCACACGAAGUCGGACAAACUGCAGUGUCUGCUGUUGCUAUUGGCCAUAGCGGAAGUCAGGACAACGCCAACUAUGCCGGUCCGAUCAGACGCAUGACUGCGGUUAUGGCGAUCACUUGUAAACAAUACACGGACGGUCCUCAUCAAGCGUACCGAUUAAGUUGGUGAAUACUUCUACCUCGCCCCUAGGUGGCUCCUUUGGGCACCACGAAGCCAUCCUCAACGCGGCGGUCGCACACUAUGAGUGUCUCUGACCGGCAACCUAAGACAGAUGGGGGUUGUGACGUGUGUGUAUAUCUAUACGCCGGAGUUCGUUCACCUAUCCACAUCUGCCUUCCCCAUACCCACACAUACGGAGAGGACGAUAUGUAAGACGGUAGGCGACUCAAGCUAAUUCGAAUCGCCUCCCAUCACAUCAAAGUAGCGAUAGACAGUGACAACCGCCUAAGAUGAUUUAUUAGUUCUAAAAGUGCUGGUAAAGAACGCCGACGGCAGCUGAACGUAGCUUGUGCGCCUCAGCAUAGGCUGCUAAAAUGAAGCUGGGGCAACCUCAAGUGUUUGCUCGCCUUUAGGCAAUUCGAUGGACUACCGACCCGAAAGAAGGGCAACUCCGGUCAUCCAAGAACUGACUCGUCACGAGGCGAGCAUUCCGAAUCCCGGUGAGUCCCGCUUCAUCAAGUAA